CGACCGCCCGCCCACAGCGCCUGGAGCGUACGACAAAAGCGUUUUUUGCACGCUCAGCGUAACCAGCACACGGGCAGGAUCGCGCGCGCUGAGCGGGGCGCGGGCGGGCGAUGAUCUCCAACGUGCUGCUGAUCAACCAGAAGGGCGAAGUGGUCAUCUCGCGCAUUUACCGCGAGGGCGCGAGCCAGAAGACGAUCGACACCUUCCGCAACCAGGUGAUCGCCAGCAAGGAGGCCGGCAGGCUUCCGGUCAAGGUGCUCGACCACACCGCCUUCAUGUUUAUCAAGCACGGCAACAUGUACGCUGUCGCCGUCUCUUCGGGCAACGCGCAGGCCGCGCUCGCCUUUCAGUUCCUGCACGAGCUGAUCAAGGUGCUCAAGUCGUACUUUGGCGACUUUACGGAGGAGUCGGUGCGCAACAACUUCAUCCUCAUCUACGAGCUGCUCGACGAGGUCCUCGACUACGGCUACCCGCAAAACACCUCGGACGACGUGCUCAAGAUGUACAUCACCCAGGAGGGCAACCGCAAGGCGAUGCAGGACCGCGCCGGCGGCGCCUCCUCGGGCGUCACCAUCCAGGCGACGGGCGCAAUUAGCUGGCGCAAGGAGGGCAUCAAGUACCGGAAGAACGAGCUCUUCAUCGACGUGGUCGAGAACUGCAACCUGCUCAUGUCGUCCAAGGGCACCAUCCUCCGCAACGACGUCUCCGGCUGCAUCAUGGUCAAGUGCUACCUCUCGGGGCAGCCCGAGUGCAAGUUUGGGCUCAACGACAAGCUGCUGCUCGACAACGAGGCAAAGGCCAAAAAGUCGAACCUGCGGCGGCCCGGCUCGGGCAUCGACAUCGACGACGUCUCCUUCCACCAGUGCGUCAAGCUCGGCAAGUUUGACAUGGACCGCACCAUCUCGUUUGUGCCGCCCGACGGCGAGUUCCAGCUCAUGUCGUACCGCAUCACCGAGAACGUCAAUUUGCCCUUCCGCGUGCUGCCCGUCGUCAAGGAGUUGGGCCGGACGCGGCUCGAGAUCAACAUCAAGGUCAAGUCGAUGUUCACCUUCAAGCUCUUCGCGACAAACGUGGUCAUCAAGAUCCCGUGCCCGAAGAACACCGCCAUCGCGAACGUCAGCGCCGCUUCGGGCAAGUGCAAAUACGAGCCAGAGCACGGGGGCAUCAUCUGGAAGCUUCGGCGCUUCCCGGGGGACACCGAGUACUUCAUGUCGGGCGAAGUCGAGAUGAUGCAGUCGGUGAGCGAAAAGGUGUGGAGUCGACCGCCGAUCACCAUGGAUUUCCAGGUCCCCAUGUUCGCCGCCUCGGGCCUGCACGUCCGCUUCUUGAAGGUCUUCGAGAAGUCGAACUACCAGACAAUCAAAUGGGUGCGAUAUAUCACAAAGGCCGGCCAGUACCAGCACCGCAUCUGAACGUCUCGACGACGCGGUUACGUGGGGGCGCGGCGUUGCCGCGUCGCCCAUCGCGGCUCGGUAGAAUCUCUCACACUGCUCUCGUACGUUCACUAGUUGGUGUGAGGUGUCUGAAAAUACACGAACACGUGAG
Messenger RNA from Emiliania huxleyi CCMP1516, 1545 nucleotides. It is a transcript of the gene Apm2-1, whose product is annotated as Apm2, medium subunit of the adaptin 2 complex. Lineage: Eukaryota; Haptophyta; Isochrysidales; Noelaerhabdaceae. The record is from RefSeq and is a predicted model, not a curated record. The coding region runs from base 111 to 1412 and encodes 433 amino acids. Gene Ontology annotation, cellular component: clathrin adaptor complex; cytoplasmic vesicle. Gene Ontology annotation, biological process: endocytosis; intracellular protein transport. The transcript has 7 exons.